AUGAAGACAGCAGUCGCCCUCCUGGCUCUCUCUCUCCUCCAUACCUGCUCUCCUGUUCCCGUCAGACAUUCACCAAACUGGCUUAGACAAUGUCGAGCUUCCACCAGCCUCUCCAUCACGGCACUGGAGGUGCUGCCAGGUGGAGGCUGGGACAACCUCCGGAACAUGGAUAUGGGUCGGGUCAUGAAUCUCAGCUACUUUCAGUGCCAGACCACUGAAGACGGACUCUAUCUCCUCCCAGAUGAAGUGUUUGUCAUCCCCCAAAAGGAGACCGGCGUAGAGACCAACUCAGAGAUCAUCAGCUCCUGGCUGGAGCAGAAAAGCUCCACAUCUCAGGCCAUUAACGCAGACAUGUCCUUCCUAUUUGUGCUGAAUGGAAAAUUUUCUACUGAGAACCAGAAAAUGAAAAUGCACCAGGUCAAAGACUCUGCACAAACAGCCAGAGUGCAGGUUCGUAACUUCAUCUACACAGUCAAGGCUUACCCAGACUUUGCUCUGGACGAACGUUUUGCUCAACAAGCCAAGGAAAUCGCUGAUGCAAUAACAAACAACCAGACGAGGAACGCCGACUAUCUCUCAGAGAAGAUGGUUCUGGAUUACGGAACACACGUUAUUACUAGUGUUGAUGCAGGAGCCGCUUUAGUGGAGGACGACUACCUUCGUUCUUCAUAUAUUACAGAAAGCAAGUCAGACCAGACCACCAUCAAAGCACAAGCUGGUUUAAACUUUUUUGACAAACUAAAGUUUGACAUCAGCAGUCAAAAUACCCCAAAGAGUUUAUCUUCUAACCACACUUAUCAAACCAACCUCCAGUACACUUUUAUCCAAAGUCAUGGAGGCACACCUUUCUAUCCUGGCAUCACUCUGCAGAAGUGGCAGGAAAGUAUCACGAACAACCUGGUUGCUAUCGAUCGGUCUGGAUUCCCCCUUCACUACUUCAUAAACAUCAACACCUUACCUGAUCUACCUCAACCCACAGUUGAGAAAGUGUCUCUCAGAGUCAGUCAGGCCAUAAAGCGAUACUAUGAAGUCAACACCCGCCCUGGCUGCGUAGACGUCAACUCCAAGAACUUCAACUUUCAGGCCAACGUUGACGAUAGUUCCUGCGAUGGUCCUGCCACAAACCUCAGUUUUGGUGGCGUCUAUCAAGUGUGUAUCAAGAUGAGUGCAGAUGCUGAUCCACUAUGUGAUGCUCUGGCCCAGAAAAACCCAGAAACAGGCAACUUCUCUUGCCGUUCAUCUUAUACCCCCACUCUGCUGAGAUCAGAAGUGAGACAGCAAGGUUAUCAGAAGUCUGAGUGUUAUGACCAGGAAUAUACGUGUAAGUUGGUUUUUACCUGUCAUCGUCAGGUGUGUCAGAACAACUACUAUGUUCGCUCUGCCCGAAUCAACACAUACUGGUGCUCUGUCAGUGGAAAGGCCCCAGAGAACUCAGGGCAUCUUUUUGGAGGCAUAUACAGCUCGUCCCUCCUAAAUCCUAUUACCAAUGCUAAAAGCUGCCCCCCAAACUUUAUUCCAGUAAAAUUUCUCUCUGACGGCCAGAUCAUCUGUUUGAGUAAAAACUAUGAAACCGGUACCAGGUAUGCAGUACCCUUUGGAGGCCUCUUCAGCUGCCAGUCCACCAACCCAUUGGCAGGGUCUAAACGUCGCUGCCCUCCCAAGUUCAGUCAGCACCUUGCUACCGUGAGCGACGGCUGUGAAAUCCUUUACUGUGUCCAGUCAGGUCUGUUCACAGGUGGAAAGCUGCAGCCAAUCCGUCUGCCCCCAUUUACUAAACCUCCACUUAUCAGCAUGCAAGCUACCAACACAGUGUUGGUGAUGACUGAGGGAGAGCAGAGCUGGGUCAAAGUUGGACAAACCGAGAUGUGGAAACCGGCCAAUCAAGAUGAAAUCCCAAGAAUUGUAGAAAAGAAUGAUCCAAAAGUGAACCUAAUGUCCAGUGGAGAAAAGGUAGGAGUAGCUUUUGGGGUGAUUGGCUUGGUGGUACUAGUCAUGGUCAUAGUAGCAGCGGUUCUGAUAAUGAGACGAGGCAGAGGUCGAGGCACAGACGAGACAGAAGUACUGGGAUUGGAUUAGACUAAAUAUUAGGAUGUAUUUGUUCCUUUUCUUAUAUACACCUCAAUCUAUAAAUUUUUAAAUCUCUCUCUUAUUUCUUAAUUUGCUUAAAAAAACAAGACAGAAGUGGUUUCAGUUUUUCCCUUCUGAUGCUGAGAACCACAACACAGUGAAGGUAAUGAAAAAUGAAUGUUAUAAAAUGCUAAGUGAUUUAAACUGUAACUGAUUGUCCUUAAUCUUUUUAAUGUUUACACUAUUCCAUUGUUGAAUGUUACCUUUUUCUGCUUCCUUUGCUUUUCAACAUUUUGCACUAAAAAAAAGCAAAAAAAAUGUAUAUUAUGUGUAUAUGCUCAUUCUAUGUUUUGUUUGCUUCUGGUCUUGUAUGUAAAAACACCAUUAUACAACAAAUAUUUUGGUCACAGAACACAAAGGGAUUCUUUCUUGAUUGACCUAAUCUUAGUCAUUACACCCACCGGCAGCUUUUGUCAUAUUAGUUCUUUUUAGGAGGGCAAAGAUAAAAACUAUAAAAGCACAUCACUAACUAUGUAGGUUUCUUUGAAGUAAUUGACGUUCUUUAGAUAAGAAUAAGAAAAAGAAAGCCUUUAAUAGUCCCACAAUGGGGACCUUUCGUCUCACAACAGCAUAAUACAGAAGAAGAAGAAAAAUACAGUAGUAAAAAUAACACAACCCCCAACCACCCAAACACUAUAGUAACAAAACCGGAUCACUGAAACACUGGAAAAGUCGAAGGCUGACGUCUCUAAAAGCGGCUCCUGUCAUAUUAGAUACAUAUAUAUAUAUAUACGACCCAGAGACAGGAAUGUCGAGAAACAGUUUGAUGAAUGAUUAAAUAAACACAAAGGGAAACACAAACUAAGUGCGCUGCACGUGCAGGUUAAACAAGCUACCAACGACAAAUAAGACACAACCAAAACAAGAAAAACCUUAACAUUGGACACAGGAACACGAUGAGCAGAGUAACCACCAGGGAACAGUAGGCAAUGAACCAACAAAGACUGUUCAGAAACUGAGAGCUUAAAUACAAGACAACGUCACAGUGAUUUCUGGCUGUUCAUUUUAGACAUAACAUCUCCAUUUAACAUGAUGUACAAAUGAGAUAAAACUAGAUGAAGCAUUUCCAGAAGAAAAAUGCACAGUAAAUGUUUCCAUGCUGACUGCAUUGAUGACAAAUUGCUGAAAGUACCUGAAAUAUUUAAAACAUAUCUGAAUAUAUUAAAACAGCUAAUCGAGUUUAAGUGCUAUAGGAAUAGUUGUAGAAAGUUGUAGAAACAUUUAAAACAGCACAGACAGUAGCUGCGGAGGAAAUAGUUGAAUUUUAUAUUUAGAAAAGUUGGAGUAUUAGAGAAAGCAUGCAUAGGUUAUUGCUAAACAGUAAAAUAGUCUUAUUAACUAAUCAUAAUAACUUAAUAAUAACCAGUCAGAAGCAGAAAAAGUGCCAUUUGGGCUUAAGAUUGGAUUGGUGCUUUUAAUUUAAAAGUAUAUGGAGGAUGUGUGUAAGUGUGGUGGAAAUUUCCCAUAAAGAGGCAGAUGACAGA
Messenger RNA from Betta splendens (Siamese fighting fish), 3611 nucleotides. Its product is annotated as macrophage-expressed gene 1 protein-like. The record is from RefSeq and is a predicted model, not a curated record. NCBI's taxonomy places the organism in Eukaryota, Metazoa, Chordata, Actinopteri, Anabantiformes, Osphronemidae. Bases 1 to 2076 code for a protein of 691 amino acids. The transcript has 2 exons. Gene Ontology annotation, biological process: defense response to bacterium.